ACCCAUACUCUAAGGAUGAUAGAGAAGAAUUUAAAAAAUGUGAUCAUGAAUGUGCUGAUGAAAAGCAUCAUAAAGUUGACGAGUUUUCUGGAAAAGAGCCUGCAAAAUCUUACUGUACACAAGAAAUUUUUCAUCCUCCUUUAAGUUCAAGUUCUAAACCUCCAGGUGGUUUUUUAUGUGAAAAUCCAACUACUAAUGUUGGUAAUUUUCAUAUUGUAUUUGUUGUGGAUCGUAGUGGUUCGAUGAUGUCAAGCGACUGUCGACCUCAAUGUAGUAAUAGUAAAAUAUCCCACUUAUGGAAUACACAUAAUAAUCGAUUAGGCGCAGUUUAUGAAGCAAUUUAUACAUUCAUAGAAACUAGAAAGAAUUCAAGAAAAGCAACACCUACGGGACAUAUGGCAGUUGACAAAGAUACAGCUUCUUUAAUUCUUUUUGAUUACAAUGCAAUAACUGCUUUUGAAAAUAGAAGCUUGUCAAAUCCGGAUGAGCUUUUAAAGAUAAUGUUAGGUUAUUGUCCACAAG
Molecule: messenger RNA, 522 nt
Organism: Dentiscutata heterogama
Lineage: Eukaryota; Fungi; Glomeromycota; Glomeromycetes; Diversisporales; Gigasporaceae
Source: the annotation of a GenBank genome assembly